Molecule: messenger RNA, 498 nt
Organism: Hyaloscypha bicolor E
Lineage: Eukaryota; Fungi; Ascomycota; Leotiomycetes; Helotiales; Hyaloscyphaceae
Product: glycoside hydrolase family 16 protein
Exons: 3
Coding region: 1-498 (165 amino acids)
Biological process (GO): fungal-type cell wall organization; (1->6)-beta-D-glucan biosynthetic process
Cellular component (GO): endoplasmic reticulum membrane; plasma membrane
Molecular function (GO): glucosidase activity
Source: RefSeq, a predicted model, not a curated record
AUGGCUUUACCCGCCAAGCGCGAAACGAGCACCUUUACCGGGGGUCCUCCGCUGGAAUCCUUUGUCAGGAGGCAAAUUCGCCGGUUCGUUGGUGAAGAUCCCUCCUUCAUCAUGGACGGUGGAGCAACUGGCCCCAACGGCAAUGUGGGAGUCAGGAAAGUCUCCCAAGAGCCAAUGUCUAUGGUAUUCAAUCUUAGUAUCAGUGGUGCCUGGGGUGAGAUUCUCAUGGCCGAUUUGGUGUUGCCGACUGUGAUGCAUAUUGAAUAUGUGCGGCUUUACCAGAAGCCGGGACAUGAGAACAUUGCUUGUGAUCUGCCUGGUUAUCCGACGACGGAUUAUAUCAAGAAUCACCCUGUGGCGUAUAAUAAUCCGAAUUUGACUUUGGGGCUCAGCCGGAUUAUAUUGGCCGAAAAACAAGUUGACGGGUUGUUGAAGCGUAUUCCAAGUGGAAAGCAGCUCCUUAAAAAGGCUGACUUCAUGACAUAUAUUGACAUCUAG